Lutzomyia longipalpis is the source of this 1421-nucleotide messenger RNA. It is a transcript of the gene DnaJ-1, whose product is annotated as dnaJ protein homolog 1. Gene Ontology annotation, biological process: negative regulation of transcription by RNA polymerase II. Gene Ontology annotation, cellular component: cytosol. Gene Ontology annotation, molecular function: protein-folding chaperone binding. The transcript has 2 exons. Bases 220 to 1263 code for a protein of 347 amino acids. The record is from RefSeq and is a predicted model, not a curated record. NCBI's taxonomy places the organism in Eukaryota, Metazoa, Arthropoda, Insecta, Diptera, Psychodidae.
UUGACAGAACCAUUUCCAAUUUUUCCAUUUUUCUCGAAUGUUCUGGAAUAUUUUGCAGAAUAUAUUUUAUUGGAAGAGUUCCUGCACAACCAGUGUAUUUUAGUGAAGACUAUCAAAGUGAAAAGAACCAAACAGGAUAAAGGGAAAGGUGUAUCAUUUACACAAAGAAGAGGAAAACAGUGAAAAUUAAAGUGAAACAAAACACAAAAUAAAGAAAUAAUGGGAAAAGACUUUUAUCGUAUUCUUGGGAUUUCCAAGGGGGCCAGCGAUGAUGAGAUUAAGAAGGCUUAUCGGAAGCUGGCUCUAAAGUACCAUCCAGAUAAGAAUAAAUCUCCAGCAGCGGAGGAGCGCUUCAAAGAGAUCGCUGAAGCGUACGAAGUGUUGUCUGAUAAGAAGAAGCGCGAUAUCUACGAUCAGCACGGAGAGGAGGGAUUGAAGGGUGGCAUCCCCGGGGCUACUGGACAGGAUGGAACGUACACGUAUGAAUUCCACGGUGAUCCACGAGCUACAUUCGCCCAAUUCUUCGGCUCGAGUGAUCCCUUUGGGGCAUUCUUCGGCACCGAUGGUUCGCGAAUGUUCGAGACUCACAACAUUUUCGGUGGACUUGAGGAUGAAGACGUAUUUGCGGGGCCGUUUGGCGGAAGGGGUCCCGGUGGGGCAUUCCGUUCGCAAUCCUUCAACGUGCAAGGUGGAGGAUCACCCAAAAGACGCAAUCAGCAGGAUCCACCGAUUGAGCACAAUUUAUACGUGGGCUUAGAGGAUGUGGACAGGGGUUGCACGAAGAAGAUGAAAAUCAAGAGGAUGGCCAUGGGGCCAGACGGGCAGCCAUUCAAGGAGGAGAAGAUGUUAACAAUCACAGUGAAACCCGGCUGGAAGGCGGGCACGAAGAUCACGUUCCAGAAUGAAGGUGAUCAAGUUCCCGGAAAAAUCCCAGCAGACAUCGUUUUCAUCAUCCACGACAAACCACAUCAGCACUUCAAACGCGAGGGCAGCGAUAUUCGCUACACGGCAAAGAUCACGCUGAAACAGGCACUCUGCGGCAGUGUCGUGGUGGUACCUACGCUCUCAGGAGAAUCAUUCACAAUCAACACAUCCGGGGAAAUUGUAAAGCCCAACACGGUGAAGAGAUAUCAAGGCAAGGGACUUCCAUUCCCCAAGGAACCUUCAAAGCGUGGCGAUCUGCUCGUUUCAUUCGACAUCAAAUUCCCAGACACGAUAACCCAAUCCACUAAGGAUAUUCUCAUGGAUCUCCUGCCAAAUUAAAGGGAAGGAAGGAAGAAAAAAUAUUCAUAUUAUUGCAAUAUUUCUCAUUUGAUUGUAACCCCCGCCUCCUAUAAACUACCUACAAACAAAAACAUAAUAUUGUAAUGGAUAAAUUGAUAUUAUAAUGUAAAUAAAUUUAAGUACGUUUUAGUACAAAA